This is a messenger RNA of Oldenlandia corymbosa var. corymbosa, 912 nucleotides long. Lineage: Eukaryota; Viridiplantae; Streptophyta; Magnoliopsida; Gentianales; Rubiaceae. The record is from the annotation of a GenBank genome assembly.
AUGGAGGAUACAUCGCAAAAUAGGAUAGAGAAGCAGCAGAUCUGGAACUUUGAACCGUUCUCGGCUUCGACAGACGGAGAUAUCGAGAUCGGUCCAGCAAGUAGGUUACGACCUCUUUGCUCAGAUCAAUCAUCCUCCUCGUCGUUCCCACGGGCGAAAGUUAUGAGUAGCGCAGAUUACAGAACCGCGGACGCUAAUAGAAAAGCGUCCGCUGUAAAGCAGGCAUCAGCAGAGGCUGAGUUUGUAGGUGCCGCCGGCGCCGCCGCUGAGGAAGCAGGUACCGAUGGAAAAGAGGCUGAUUUGGAGGGUUGUGAUAUUAUCAAUCCUCCUGAUAAUAGCUACAAAGCAACGCUCAAACCAUAUAAAUUCGAAAAUGAUGAUGAUGGUACAAUCAAGCCUGAGAUCCUUGACAAGGCUGAUAAAUGCAUCCAACUUUACAACGAAACACAUGGCCAGCAGUACCGGGUUUUGCAUGUUUUGAACGUGACUGUUACCCCUCCAACUUCGCAUUCUCUGUACAAAAUUACCUUCCUGGCUUCUCCGGUGGAUACUCCGGUGGGUGAUCAGAGGAAAGCGAAAAAGUUUCUAGGUAAGUAUCUUGUUGAUCUAUGUCAGGGAGAUGAGGAUGAUAGUGGGGCAACGUUUUGCAAAACUAAAGAUGAGGCUACCAAGGGUUUUGAUGUGGAUCUGCCCUGCUCCCUUCCUUGCUGGAGCAGGUAUCACAUGUACAAAAGCAAUAGUCUCACAUAUCGGCAAUACACCCGUCAGCGCCUUAAGGAGCACAUGGGAGCAAGUUCUUGGGAGCACGGAGCACCCGCUUGGGUGCAAGAAGAGUUGACAGAGAUGGAGUCCCAACUUGAGUUGGCAAAAGAUGGAGGACCAAGUUGGUUUGCUUGGAGAGUAGUACUCUAG